AUUUGUUUUGUUACCUUGCUUAAGAACAGUUACAUGCAACCUUCAUACCUAACCUUUCCUUACAGUUCUAUUGAUAAUAUCUAUUAUUACUCUUCCAGACCUAACGCCUGCCUAUCAUGGCUUUGAUUGAAUACACAAGUCUUGUAACGCUAGAUCGGCCGUUUGGUAUUCACUGGUGGUCAAUACUAAAUAAGGCCUUCACUAUUAUUGUAGGAUCACCGGCAACCGAUUUCGAGUUUAUACCACACAAAACUACAUUAUCCACUAUUAAAGAAUCAUCUACCCUGAUUGCGCUUUACAUUGCAGUCAUUGUUGGUGGCCAGGAGCUUAUGCGGAAUCGGCCAGCCUUUAAACUGAAAUCAGCGUUCUUGCUCCACAAUUUGUUCUUGACCAUCGCCAGUCUAGUUCUACUGGUGCUCUUUCUAGAGCAGAUAGUGCCGACUGUUGCUCGUCAUGGAUUUUUUUAUUCUAUCUGCCGCGUUGACGGUGGUUGGACUCAACGUCUCGAGGUUAUUUACUAUCUAACCUAUCUCUCAAAAUAUAUUGAACUUUUGGAUACUUGUUUCUUAAUGUUAAAGAAAAAACCACUAACUUUCUUACAUUGUUACCACCACGCUGCAACUGCAAUAUUCACUCUCAUGGGUAUGAAGAGCGCUACUCCAGUCAGCUGGGUAGUCGCUAGUCUUAAUCUUGCCGUGCAUAUUAUAAUGUACUGGUAUUAUUUCCAAAGUGCUCGUGGCAUACGCGUUUGGUGGAAAGAAUGGAUUACUAGACUCCAGAUCCUUCAAUUUAUUAUUGACCUCGGUUUUGUCGUUUUUGUCAGCUACUCUUAUUACACUGCCCUCUACUUGCCUUGGAUGCCUAGAGUUGGCAGUUGUGUUGCUGAUAGUCAAAUUGCUAUAGCUGCAUUUACGAUCCUAACAUCCUACCUUGUUCUUUUUACAUUGUUUUAUAAAGCUACAUAUAAAACAAAUGGAAAAUCUUACAUGCGGUAUAAGUCUUUAGAACAAAAGAAAAAGGUUACUUUACCUUUAUGCACUAUAAUAGAUUAGUCAAGCAGGUUGCUUUAUUAACAAGCCGGGAAUGUAUAACAUUCUAGUUUAUACUAUCUAUACAAUCAGGGUUGCAAUAGCAGUUAGUAGC
This is a messenger RNA of Trichoderma asperellum CBS 433.97, 1143 nucleotides long. RefSeq lists its product as uncharacterized. The record is from RefSeq and is a predicted model, not a curated record. Gene Ontology annotation, biological process: very long-chain fatty acid biosynthetic process; fatty acid elongation, polyunsaturated fatty acid; sphingolipid biosynthetic process. Lineage: Eukaryota; Fungi; Ascomycota; Sordariomycetes; Hypocreales; Hypocreaceae. Gene Ontology annotation, cellular component: endoplasmic reticulum membrane. Gene Ontology annotation, molecular function: fatty acid elongase activity.